GGGUGACGUCAGCGGUCAUAUGACCGGCCGGGGCCAUCGCCACUCUCCCGAGCGCGGUGCGCUGUCGCCGCCGCCGCCCCCCCGGCCCCCUCCCCCCCCCACCCCUACCGCCGCCCUCCUCGCCCCCUUCUCCGCGCUCCCGCCGGUGUCGCCUCGCCCUGUCCCCUGCCCCCGCCAUGGCUCGCGCCCAGGGCGCGCGGGGGCUGCUCGCGGCGGCCGCCCUGCUCGGCUUUUUACAGGCUUCCUCUUCAUUUGAGGUGAAAGAUGCAAGUGGUAAGGCCUGCAUAAUCGCUGAUCUGACUGUAGCCUUCUCAGUGGAAUACAAAAGCAGUGGUCAAAAAGAGUUUGCACACUUUUUUCUUCCACAAAAUGCUACAGUAGAGCCACAGAGUUCAUGUGGUAAAGGUAACGCCUCUCAUCCCGUUCUGGUAUUGGGUUUUGGAGCAGGACAUUCAUUAAGCCUGAAUUUCUCAGAACUCGCAGACAAGUACCAAGUAGAAGAGCUAGUUUUCCACUACAAUCUGUCAGAUGCAACUUUAUUUCAUAAUUCAACUGCAGGAGAAGUGAAGAGAGUAUCACAUAAAACUAUUAUUCAGGCAUAUAUGGGCACGAAAUACAGAUGCAUCAACUCCAAGCAAGUCAAUAUGAAGAACGUGAACAUUACUUUUAGCAAUGUUACUUUGGAAGCCUAUCUCACAAACGGCACUUUUAGUAUGAACAAGACAGAAUGCGCUGAAGAUAUGGUCUCUACUACUGCUGUAGUGCCUACGACCCCUAAACAGACUACUAGCCAGGUUCCAACAACUAGCCCAGCACCAACUGCAUCGCCCUCAAAUCCUGCAGUUGGGAAAUACAAUGUGACUGGUCCAAAUGGAACCUGUGUACUUGCCUACAUGGGGUUACAGCUUAACAUCACCUAUGUAAAAAAAGAUGAAAAGAUGGGUUUGGAUUUGCUGAAUUUCAUACCACGUAACACCACUUUUUCUGGGAGAUGCGACAAUACCUCUGCCUUCUUGAAUCUGACUUUCGAGAAAACAAGGGUUAUCUUCCACUUCGCAUUGAAUGCAACUACUGAAAAAUUCUUCCUGCAAGGUUUGAGUGUAAGCACGACUCUGCCUUCUGAAGCAAGAGUUCCGAAGUUUGAAGCCUCAAACAACAGCAUGAGUGAGCUGAGAGCUACAGUAGGGAACUCCUACAAGUGCAGUGCAGAGGAGAAUCUCCAGGUCACGGACCAAGCACUUGUCAAUGUAUUUAAUGUUCAGAUUCAAGUUUUCAAGAUCGAUGGAGACAAAUUUGGGGCAGUGGAAGAAUGUCAACUGGAUGAAAAUAACAUGCUGAUCCCUAUAAUAGUUGGUGCAGCCCUUGCUGGUCUUGUUCUGAUUGUCUUGAUUGCUUACUUGAUCGGCAGAAAGAGGAGCCAUGCUGGAUAUCAAACAAUUUAAUGACUUGCACUAAAAUCCAGUGUAGAUGAAAAGCAAUUGCAAGAGGCUGGGAAAAAAAAAAAACCUACACAUUUCCCCUGAGCUAAGAUUGAUAUUGUAAGGGAACACCUUUUCUUGCAAAUUGCUUCUUCUUUAAAGUCUGCUUUAUUAAAUGUGAAAUCAUCUUGCAGCAUUUAACUAUGCACAAAAAUAACUUCUGAAAAUUCUGGUGUUUAAUUUUGCUAACUAGUUUAAAUAUUUACCCACUUAGAAACAAGCAAAAAGUUUUCAAGGGUGCUUUUUUGGAAUUGGCAUAAGAUGUCAGCUAAGGAUUCCAGAGAGGGAUGUUGCUAAUUCACACUGACUCAAUUUCAGAACUCUUAACAAAGGGAAAAGGUUCAUUCUUUGUACUGCUGCCAUCCAACAAUGAUGAUAAUUAUACUGAUGAUGCAUUAAAAAAAAUUUAGUAACAACUGACAAAAUUGAAAUUGAAAAUCUAAACUCCACCUUGUCUCUUAGGUGUGUAUUUUUUACUAAGCUUUAAACUCAAUGCCUGGCAUAUGCAGGAUGUGAACGACGCAAUACUCAAACCUUACAGGAACUCUUUAUGAUUGGACAACUCCCCUGUUUGAUAUUUUUGAUGCUAUGCCAGCUUGUUAGGAGCUGGUACUUUUUUAAAAUGGGUGUUAUUUUUAUUUACGUUUUUUUUUUUUUGUAAAGUGAUUUCAGUCUAUUCUGUUGGAAGGUCCAGAGAGAUCCUGUUACUGCACACGUGUACAAUAUAGAUCUCAAUCUGCUGAUUCUCUUGCUUUAAACUUGGCUGGGGGUUGUACACUUUAAGGAUCAGUUCUUAUGUAUGCAUUGCCUGUAACAAUGCUAAUAAAGACACUUUUUUUUCUGUA
Tyto alba (common barn owl) is the source of this 2323-nucleotide messenger RNA. It is a transcript of the gene LAMP1, whose product is annotated as lysosomal associated membrane protein 1. The record is from RefSeq and is a predicted model, not a curated record. The transcript is spliced from 9 exons. Lineage: Eukaryota; Metazoa; Chordata; Aves; Strigiformes; Tytonidae. The coding region runs from base 177 to 1442 and encodes 421 amino acids. Gene Ontology annotation, cellular component: membrane.